AUAAUCCACCAAUUCCCCAACUCAACAUGGGUAGAAAGCACUGCCGUUCGCAGCUCCGUCCGCCUCCUUGUCACAAUCGCCACCGCUCCCGAGCUUUAUCCCAUCUCCCCUGCUUCCUCCAAAACCUCCACCCUCCUCCACACUUUCGCCCCCUUCAUCGCCAUCCUCGGCAUCACCGAAACGCAACCCGACCGCUUCUACGUAAUAGCAGGGAGCCUCUCCCUUACACCCCCAAUCGACCCAGGACUAGGAACCUACACCAUCUAUUCCGUGGAUCUCCAGAAUUUUAACUCCAUCACCACCACCGGCGCCUCGAUCCAAGAAGUGAUGGCCCUGACUUCCGCGGUUCUUCUCAAUGGAAUGGGCACGCUCAGCUCCUCUUCCGGUCUGAUAAUCGCGGCGGAUUCGGCGGAUGGCGCUAUCUACCUCGUUGACACGCAAACAGGAAAUUAG
Hyaloscypha bicolor E is the source of this 453-nucleotide messenger RNA. RefSeq lists its product as uncharacterized. The annotation marks the transcript as partial. The transcript has a single exon. NCBI's taxonomy places the organism in Eukaryota, Fungi, Ascomycota, Leotiomycetes, Helotiales, Hyaloscyphaceae. The record is from RefSeq and is a predicted model, not a curated record.